AGUAUUAGUGCUCAAUGAGGUCGACAAACUCUCAAGAGAAGCUCAACACUCUCUCCGAAGAACAAUGGAAAAAUAUAGUGCCUCGUGCCGCCUGAUUCUAUGCUGCAACAGUUCUUCAAAGGUUACUGAAGCAGUCCGUUCUCGCUGUCUGAAUGUGCGAGUAAAUGCACCGACAAAAGAAGAGAUUGUUAAGGUGCUUGAAUUUAUUGGCAAGAAAGAAGGACUGCAACUUCCGUCUGAAUUUGCUGCACGUAUAGCAGAAAAAUCAAAUCGAAGUUUAAGGAGGGCUAUAUUGUCAUUUGAGACAUGCCGUGUCCAACAGUAUCCUUUUACAAAUAACCAAGCAAUACAAGCCAUGGAUUGGGAGGAAUAUGUUUCAGAAAUAGCAUCAGACAUAAUGAAGGAGCAAAGCCCCAAAAGAUUGUUCCAGGUUCGAGGGAAAAUAUAUGAGCUACUCAUUAAUUGUAUUCCCCCGGAAGUAGUUUUGAAGAGGUUACUUUUUGAACUGUUGAAGAAAUUGGAUUCUGAAUUGAAGCAUGAGAUCUGUCAUUGGGCUGCAUACUUUGAACAUAGGAUGCAUCUUGGACAAAAAGCCAUAUUUCACAUUGAAGGUACUGUAGGUUAUUUUCAUUGGAUUGCCACAUAAAAUCAUACAUGAUGCUUAAUUACUUGUCAAUUCAAUGAACUUUAGGGGGCACAUUUCUAUAGACUGGAUAAUCAAUCAUCUAUGCUAGCUCAAUCACCAUAUAACAUCCCUGAAAAUCCAUGUAGCGGAAAAAUUAAGAAAAGAAUGUACUUUCUAUCUACCGACCCUCACAAAGUUCACCAAAUUUCAUCCGCAUUAUGUAGUGAAUAUGCAUGUAAAACACAUUUGAACAACUCCAUACUGUUUCAAUGAUAAAAAUCAUUAUAAGAAAACAAAAUACAGAUCCGCAGCUCUGUUAUAAGUUACUUCUUCAUUGUCUGGCGCCUAUUUUGUUCAAAUAUUCUUAGUGCCGUUGUCUACUUCUUAGAUCAAUUACAUGAUCGUCUAAUCUUUGUUAUAAGCUACUUCUUCAAUUGAAGCACAAGAACUUAAAUUACUCAUAAUUUAUUCUGUAUGUUCAUGUAUGGCCUUCAUAUUUACCUUUGGCAACUCAUUUAUUUGAUUGUGUUUCACAAUGGUAGCUAGCUAAGCAAAUCUAGUAAGCUUGAUAAGAUAAAAUAACCUUCCAUAGUUGGGGCGACAAAGGGAAAGAUGGUCAAGAUUACGGAGAGAAGUCGUUUUGCGAGCUUUUGCAUUGGUAUAGAGCUGGGUAGUGUAGAGUGGCCAGGAAGUUCAAUGCAAGAGGUUGCCCAGUGGUGUCAAUCUGGAUUUUUUUUUUCCAGAAAAUUAAGAGGUAAAUCUUGUCGUCUUUCAUUGGAGAAGUCUGCUAGUAGGAAUGGAAUUUUUUUCCCAAUUGUAAAAGUUCAGAAUACUG
Ilex paraguariensis (yerba mate) is the source of this 1460-nucleotide messenger RNA. NCBI's taxonomy places the organism in Eukaryota, Viridiplantae, Streptophyta, Magnoliopsida, Aquifoliales, Aquifoliaceae. The record is from the annotation of a GenBank genome assembly.